AUGGCUUCACGGACAUCGACGGCGCUCGGGAGGACACUGCUGUCUGGAUCUUGCUCGUGCAGAGCGCCUGCACGCGUCCACCUCGCUCGCCUGCAGUCUAGCGCGGCAGCAGCAGACGCACAAUCAGCAGCAUCGACUUCCCCAGCCCCCUCUCACCGCGUCGUCGCCUCCGCCCUCCUCUCUCGACCCCCUCUCAUCCUCCCCCCGCUCUCGCCUCUCGAACGCUCUUACUACGCCUACCAGCGCCGCAUUCACCGCGCACUCGCAAAGCCAGCGAGUGUCUCACAGUCAUGGUUCUUCAAGAAGGGCACGCAGGCGGAGAAGUCGUUUGUCGAGUUUGAGAAGCGGGUCGCGAAGGAGGAGGAGCAGGGUGACCUUGAGCAGAUGAAGGCGUUCGAGAUGGCUGCUGAGGAGGUCGAGGGUGCGCCUGACUACGUGCCGCGCGAGACGGAGGCGGACAAGAAGGGCGAUGUUACGAGUCUCGAGCGGAAGGCGGACAGGACGCUGUACCUCCUCCUCAAGAAGAACCGGAAGGAGCACGCAUGGCAGUUCCCCCAAGGAGGUGUUGAGGGCGAGGAAUCGUUGCUCGAGGCGGCGAAGCGGGAAUUGCACGAGGAGACGGGCGUCAACGUUGAUGUCUGGCCGUCGGGACGAGUGCCUGCCGGUGCCUACACCUACCCUUUCCCGGCCGAACACAAGAAGAAGCACCCCGAGCACGAGGGCGCGAAGGUUUUCUUCAUGCCCAUGCGCAUCAUCCGCGGCCAAGUUGAGCCUAACAAGCAGGAGGGCAUCGUCGACUUUGCGUGGCUGACGAAGGAGGAGGUCAAGGAGAAGGUCUCGCCGGAGUAUUGGGAGGCGGUGGAGCCCAUGUUGUCCGACUACUAG
Molecule: messenger RNA, 885 nt
Organism: Rhodotorula toruloides NP11
Lineage: Eukaryota; Fungi; Basidiomycota; Microbotryomycetes; Sporidiobolales; Sporidiobolaceae
Product: 50S ribosomal subunit l30
Exons: 4
Coding region: 1-885 (294 amino acids)
Cellular component (GO): mitochondrial large ribosomal subunit
Molecular function (GO): hydrolase activity; structural constituent of ribosome
Source: RefSeq, a predicted model, not a curated record